AUGGCCCCAAAGGAAAUUAAACUUGAGACAGCUCCAUUCGACCCACGAUUCCCAAACACAAAUCAGACACUCUACUGUUAUCAGAGCUAUAUUGAUUUCCACCGUUGCGAGAAGGUUAAGGGACAAGGUGCUGAGGUCUGUGCAUACUUCAAGAAAUGCUACACAGCAAUGUGCCCAAAUGCAUGGGUUGAGAAAUGGGAUGGACAACGUGAGACUGGCAACUUUGCAGGCCGUAUUUAA
This is a messenger RNA of Chironomus riparius, 240 nucleotides long. NCBI's taxonomy places the organism in Eukaryota, Metazoa, Arthropoda, Insecta, Diptera, Chironomidae. The record is from the annotation of a GenBank genome assembly.